UUUUUUUUCGAUUUAUAAAAUAUAUUAUUGAAUUUUAGUGUUGGCAGUAUUGUAUCUUUUAUGAAAGUUGUGGCGCUUAAACUUACAGCGUUUUAUAAAGUUAAAAUUACAAUGCAAGUAAAUUUGAGCCAUAUCAUAGUUUUUAACUUUAAAUCUUUUAAGGGAGAAGUAAUUAUUGGACCCAUUAAACCUUUCACAGCAAUUAUAGGUGCAAAUGGAUCUGGCAAAUCAAAUAUCAUGGAUGCAAUUAGUUUUGUAAUGGGAGAAUCAGCUAAAAGCUUGCGUGUUAAAAAAUUUAAUGAACUUAUUUAUGGUGCAUAUGGAGAAAUACCUAUGGCACACAGAGCAUACGUAACAGCUGUUUUUACUCUUGAAGAUAAUAGCAUUAAAAGCUUUACAAGAAGUAUAUAUCAUACUUCUUGUGAAUACAAAAUUAAUGAUCAGGUAGUUGUAGUUCAAUUGUACUUGUCUGAAUUAAGAAAACUUAAUCUCAAUGUUAAAGCCAAAAAUUUUUUAAUAUUUCAAGGAGCUAUUGACUCCACAAUAUUAAAAACACCAAAAGAAUAUACUAAUUUAUUUGAAGAAAUUAGUAAUUCAAUUGAAUUAAAAGAAGAAUAUGAAAGGUAA
This is a messenger RNA of Apis mellifera (honey bee), 627 nucleotides long. Its product is annotated as structural maintenance of chromosomes protein 1A-like. The transcript is spliced from 4 exons. NCBI's taxonomy places the organism in Eukaryota, Metazoa, Arthropoda, Insecta, Hymenoptera, Apidae. Gene Ontology annotation, molecular function: DNA binding. The record is from RefSeq and is a predicted model, not a curated record. Gene Ontology annotation, cellular component: nucleus; cohesin complex. Gene Ontology annotation, biological process: sister chromatid cohesion. The coding region runs from base 61 to 627 and encodes 188 amino acids.